AUGAACUUGCCCCCCCCCUCAGGUCAUCUCGAAAUUGUUCGUCAGCUGUUGGAUGGGGUGGACAUCAAUCAUAGGGAUGCUUCCGGCAUGACAGCCCUGUCCAUUGCGUCCAGCAAGGGCUUCGUGAAGAUGGUCCGUCUGCUUUUGGAUGCCGGAGCGGAUCCAGACAUAAAGGACGCCUUCAAGUGCACCGCGCUGAUGUAUGCCUCAGACAGGGGCGAUGAAAGAAUCGUGCGCCUCUUGCUCAAUGCCCGUGCAGAUCGACAGGCGUUGGACAUGCUGGGCCGUACCGCACUGGUCAUCGCCUCCCAUCGCCGGCACGAGGAUGUGGUGAGCUUGUUGGAGCGCGCGGGCGGGCGCUGGUUCUGA
Messenger RNA from Symbiodinium natans, 369 nucleotides. The record is from the annotation of a GenBank genome assembly. Lineage: Eukaryota; Dinophyceae; Suessiales; Symbiodiniaceae.